AUGCCUGACAUUGACUCCACCCCAAAUGUCUCCUCAUGGCCUCGCGAAGAAGAGGACAAGAUACCCCCUCUCCCACCCUUCUACUCUCCCAGGCCAAUUCCCGUCUCCCGCGCCAUCUCCGAACUUGAUCUCAACUCCCUCAACUUAAACAACCGCUCAAUACCCUCUCGUGUCCCAUUCCCAGAUGCAAAUUCCGAAUCCGAACCAGAACCAGAUGCCCCCCUCCCGGACCUUGUAUCCCCCGCCUUCACCCCGCCAUCAACACCCGGGACGUCGACGCCCUCACACCGGUCCGCCGCCCAACAUAUACCUAAAUCUGUUCCGGUCGAUAGCACAGUCGUUAAUGGUGGCUGCGGACAGAAGAAGCCGAAACUAUUAGACAAGCUACCGGAUGUCAAUUGUGUAGUACGGGCGAGGAUACCGACGACCAUAGGUGGGAUGGAGAUGUUUUUACAUUUAUAUCAGAAUAGCGAGGAUAACAAGGAGCAUUUGGCAAUUGUGUUUGGCAAUGGGAUACGUAGUAGGACUCUCGACAAGCCGAGAGAAGGGGAGACGGAGAUGGAUAGGUUGAUUAGAGGGGCAUACACUGGCAGAUUAUAUCCGGGACGGACAGCUUCAAGGAUUCCCGAGAAGGGAAUACCUGCUGCAAACGGGAAGCCAGAAGUGGAUGAGGUGGAAAAGAAGAAAGACCCUCCUUUGGUCCGUAUACAUUCCGAAUGCUACACUGGCGAAACGGUCUGGUCCGCACGCUGCGACUGCGGAGAACAACUAGAUGAAGCUGCGCGACUGAUGUCUCUCCCCGGCUCCGAAGGUGGCAUCAUUAUUUAUCUGCGACAAGAAGGCCGUGGUAUUGGCUUGGGUGAGAAGCUCAAGGCAUAUAAUCUCCAGGAUCUGGGCUCAGAUACAGUUGAAGCGAAUCUAUUACUGCGGCAUCCGGCUGAUGCAAGGAGUUACGGAUUGGCAACCGCAAUGUUGGCAGACCUAGGGCAGACGGAUAUCAGGUUAUUGACCAAUAACCCGGAUAAGGUUCGAGCAGUAGAGGGGCCGAAUAGGGAGAUUGUGGUGAAAGAGCGAGUAGCCAUGAUUCCUUUGGCUUGGAAGGGGAAGGGUGGCGGGAUUAGGAGCCAGGAGGUGGGGGGUUAUUUAAAAACAAAGAUCGAGAAGAUGGGCCACAUGUUACAAAUGGGUGAACAAUCCUGA
Molecule: messenger RNA, 1200 nt
Organism: Lachnellula hyalina
Lineage: Eukaryota; Fungi; Ascomycota; Leotiomycetes; Helotiales; Lachnaceae
Gene: rib1
Product: putative GTP cyclohydrolase-2
Exons: 2
Coding region: 1-1200 (399 amino acids)
Biological process (GO): riboflavin biosynthetic process
Molecular function (GO): GTP cyclohydrolase II activity
Source: RefSeq, a predicted model, not a curated record